AUGUGCCUGAGGCAUAAAGGUGUCAAUGUAGCUGCCUCGGCAAAGCCUGAUGUCAUCCGUUCGAAUGGCCGACUUAACCUGCUUCGACUUCAAUUGCACCAUGCUCCACGAUCUGAUCUGAGUACUUCAAUUUUCCGGUCUCUUCCUACUCUGUUGCGCAUACUCCCUGCCCUCAAAACACUCGUUGUGCUUGCGACCAUGGCCGCAGCCACCUCGCGAACUGCCGCCCUCCCUCCGGCUGCCCUGCUUGUAUACCCUGCAACACUAUUGCUCGGGUCGCUGUAUUCGAUCAUUUCACCCACAGCGAAUCCUUCGCGAGAUACACAACCCGCCAGUCCCCUGGUCCCUUCUCUUGCCUCGGAUUUGCACCUCACCGAAAGCCCAGUCAACUACUUUGCACGGAAAAACAACAUCUUCAAUGUGUACUUUGUGAAAAUCGGGUGGCUUUGGACUACGGCUGCUUUCGUCUCGCUCCUCAUAUUUCAACCCCUCUACUCCUCAUCUCACCCACAGUCCUUGUCGCAACAAGAAACCCGCUUCCGCCGCACCCUCCAAGCCAUUCUGCGCUACGCACUCGCAACAACAGCAUGGUACCUGUCAACACAGUGGUUCUUCGGACCAGCGGUUAUUGACCGUGGAUUUGUGGCCACGGGCGGAAAGUGCGAGCAUGCGUUUGAGAAAGUCUCGGACAUGAGCACUGGGACCGCCGACCUAGAAGCCCUGUUUACGGCUGCUACAUGCAAGGCUGCCGGUGGAGCCUGGAGAGGCGGCCAUGAUAUCAGUGGACAUGUCCUCAUGUUGGUACUUGCCACGGGACUUUUGGCUUUCGAAGCUGUCGGUGCAAGUGCGCCUGCGUUUCUUUCGCGUUUUGGCCCCACCGGGGACGUGGGGCGCGAGCGCAAGCCAAGUGACGCUGAUAGUACCGCUGUGCUUGAGCCCACUGAAGACGGCGGAUUUGCUAGAACCUGGUCGCUUCGUCUUGUUUGGGGUGUUGUUGGCUUGGGGUGGUGGAUGCUCUUCAUGACUGCCAUUUGGUUCCAUACGUGGUUAGAAAAGUGGUCCGGUCUCUCUAUUGCUUUGAGCACUAUUUGCGCCAUAUAUAUCCUACCUAGACGAUUGGCGUCAUGGAGAAAUAUUGUUGGACAGCCAGGGGUAUAG
Penicillium nucicola is the source of this 1158-nucleotide messenger RNA. RefSeq names its product putative inositol phospholipid biosynthesis protein Scs3. Gene Ontology annotation, biological process: lipid droplet organization; phospholipid biosynthetic process; lipid storage. The transcript has 2 exons. The record is from RefSeq and is a predicted model, not a curated record. Lineage: Eukaryota; Fungi; Ascomycota; Eurotiomycetes; Eurotiales; Aspergillaceae. Bases 1 to 1158 code for a protein of 385 amino acids. Gene Ontology annotation, cellular component: endoplasmic reticulum membrane.